Molecule: messenger RNA, 1090 nt
Organism: Drosophila arizonae
Lineage: Eukaryota; Metazoa; Arthropoda; Insecta; Diptera; Drosophilidae
Source: RefSeq, a predicted model, not a curated record
GAAAAAUCUAGUGAAUCGCUGCGAGUGAAGUUUUAGUGUGAACCCCACAGACCCAUACAAAAUGCGACUGUGCUGGAAUCUGCUGGGAGCUGUACUACUGCUGGGCUCAAUAGCAUCUGGCUUGAAACCGCCCAGAUCCUUCUACCGGCGAAACUACUACAGCUCGGCAGGUCCACCAGGACCCGUGCGCUUGGUGUCUGCACCUAGUGGACCGCCUAGCUAUCGUGCUGACCUGCACACCAAUGAGAGCAAGCGCCGCGAUGUGGUCAACAAAUAUCCGAAGAAGACCCACUACAGGCCUUACACUUCGGAAGAGGAUGACUACUCCAGCGAGCGCUACUCGGGUGAGUAUUCCAGUGAGACGCAGCAGGACAGUCGCGAGUAUACCAUAGGCACCCAUAUACGCGUACAACAUCCCAUUACGGUGCCCAAAAAGGCCCAUCCCAGCUCACCGUACUCCAAGCCACACAAAUAUGUUUCAACCACGCCAUACAAGAGCAACGGACGACCGGUAUAUGCACCCGAUGGAAAUUCUGGUGAGGAGCAGCCAGUGGAGCCGCCGCCAAAGCGCACAAAGUGGACGCCGGCGCCAUAUGAAUCGGAGCCAGACCCUUUCCACUUGGUGCCACCUCCGAAGACAACUUCUUCUUCCGGUCAUUCUGCGUACAGGGUUUUCGAAUCGGAUCAGGAAGACUAUGAGGGAUCCCCGCGUUCGAAGAGCCACGAUCGAUAUAAGACCGCUGCAUCCAAAAAGCAGAUCGAGGCAUUUCUAGAAGAUCAGCAAAAGUUGCUCGACGACGCCAUCAAACUACAGCUGCUUAAUAAUCCCAAGCUACAAAAGUUCCUGAAAUCCAAUACGCGCGAGCCGCGACCCGAUUUGGAUAUCGAAGAUUUCGAAACCUUCCCGCCAAACUUCUCCGGCCCUGGUCCGCUCCACAGCAAUAGCUUCAGUGGUGAGCAUCCACCGUCCAAAGGCAGCCGACCAAGCCGACGUCCGCCCGGCGUUGUGUUAAAGCGUUCCCCGAAGCCGAAGCACAUUGCCACACCGAAAAGAAAGUACAGAUCGACUGCGCUGGUGAUCAAUGUGUAA